AUGGUUGUCUCCGAGUUGACGGCGUCUGCCGUUGCCAUGAAGUCCUCGCCACCAUCGGACAGAGGCGACAGCAGCAGCAGCAUAGAAGCCCAGCUGCUGCCACUCCAGAACUGCGCAAAGCAGGGCAAGUCGCCUUUUAUCAAGGCCUAUGAGGAUAGUCUCGUGGCCUGGCAGCUGUUGGACAACGAGUCUGUCGAGAGGGCGAGGAGGGAGAACAAGCUCAUCUUCCUACACAUUGGAUAUAGGGCCUGCCACUUCUCUCGCCUCAUGGCCCUAGAGUCCUUCUCCAACUCCGAUUGCGCUGCCGUCCUGAACCACUCCUUCAUCCCCAUCAUUGUCGACCGCGAAGUGCGCCCCGAUAUCGACACCAUCUACAUGAACUAUGUCCAGGCCGUGAGCAAUUCUGGAGGCUGGCCGCUCAACCUCUUCCUCACUCCUGAGCUAGAGCCCGUCUUUGGAGGCACGUACUGGCCUGGCCCUAGUGUGGCAAGAAGAGCGACAGAGGACCAUGGCGAUGAGCCUUUGGACUUUCUAGUUAUCUUGAAAAAGGUCCGCAACAUCUGGAAGGAUCAGCAAGCCAGAUGUCGUAAAGAGGCAACCGAGGUCAUUGGCCAACUGCGUGAAUUUGCGGCCGAGGGCACUCUUGGGAAACGAAGCAUUACCGCUCCACAGCAGAUAGCUCCUGCUGGAUGGGCUGCUCCAGUGUCCAACCAACCCGUUGCCAAGGUGAGCGACAGCACGGCCGUGUCCAGCGAGUUGGAUCUCGACCAGCUCGAAGAGGCCUAUACGCACAUCGCCGGAACCUUUGAUCCAGUAUACGGGGGUUUUGGCCUUGCUCCGAAAUUCCUGACGCCACCCAAGCUGGCCUUUUUGUUGGAGCUGGUCAACUUCCCCUCUCCAGUGCAGGAUGUUGUGGGCGAGGCCGAGUGUAAACAUGCGCUGGACAUGGCUCUGGAUACUCUGCGCAAGAUCCGUGAUGGAGCGCUGCAUGACCACAUUGGGGCCACUGGAUUUGCCAGAUGCUCCGUCACGCCUGAUUGGAGCAUCCCCAACUUUGAGAAGAUGGUGGUUGACAAUGCAUCACUCUUACAGCUGUACUUGGAGGCGUGGAAAAGGAGUGGCGGGAGGGAGAACGAUGAAUUUUAUGAUGUCGUCGUCGAACUUGCCGAGUACCUAACCUCCGCGCCCAUUGCUCUCCCGAACGGUGGCUUUGCCUCCUCCGAGGCCGCCGACUCCUAUGCUAAGCGGGGAGACGGUGACAAGAGAGAGGGAGCCUAUUAUCUAUGGACACGACGUGAGUUUGCUUCUGUCGUCGGUGCUGAUGACCCCCAUAUCAGCCCCAUGGUUGAAGCAUACUGGGACGUGCAGGAAGAUGGAAACGUGGACGAGGAUCACGACCCAAACGAUGACUUUAUUAACCAAAACAUCUUGAGGAUCAGGAAAACGCCCGAUGAACUGAGCAAACAGUUCAAUGUCCCUGUCGCCACGGUGAAGAAAAAUAUCCAGACGGCUAGGGAGGCGCUCAAGAAGAGGCGGGAGAAGGAGCGGCCGCACCCAGAUGUGGAUGACAAAAUUGUCACUGGAUGGAAUGGAUUGGUUGUUUCGGCUUUGGUGCGAACGGCAACAUCUCUCAAGGAGCUGAAGCCGGAGAAGAGCCAAAAGUACCUCAACGCAGCCAAAGCAUGCGUGACCUUUAUCAAGGAGAAGCUGUGGGAUGAGAAGAACAAGACCCUGUACCGGAUAUGGAGCGAUGAGCGGCACACCGAAGGCUUUGCGGAUGAUUAUGCGUAUCUAAUUCAUGGCGUUUUGGAUCUCUUUGAUGCUACUGGGGACGAGAGUUAUGUCGAAUUCGCCGACAGCCUGCAGACCUUCUUCUCAACCACCUUGUCUUCUCCUCACACCAUUCUCCGUCUCAAGGACGGCAUGGAUACAUCCCUACCCUCUACCAACGGGGUUUCAGUCUCAAACCUUUUCCGGCUCGGCGAGCUUCUGGGAGACGAGAAGUUCACUGGCUUCGCGCGCGAGACUAUCAAUGCCUUUGAGGCGGAGAUGUUGCAGCACCCGUGGCUGUUCCCGGGCCUUCUGGGAGGCGUUGUAGUGGCUAGGCUGGGUCUGGGAUUGGAGGUGAGGACUGUCGAUGUGAGGUACAAGACGACGAGGCAAAAGGCGUAA
This is a messenger RNA of Trichoderma virens Gv29-8, 2172 nucleotides long. RefSeq lists its product as uncharacterized. The transcript is spliced from 3 exons. NCBI's taxonomy places the organism in Eukaryota, Fungi, Ascomycota, Sordariomycetes, Hypocreales, Hypocreaceae. The record is from RefSeq and is a predicted model, not a curated record. Gene Ontology annotation, biological process: carbohydrate metabolic process. Bases 1 to 2172 code for a protein of 723 amino acids.